Nicrophorus vespilloides is the source of this 2072-nucleotide messenger RNA. RefSeq names its product pentatricopeptide repeat-containing protein 1, mitochondrial. The record is from RefSeq and is a predicted model, not a curated record. The transcript is spliced from 2 exons. Gene Ontology annotation, cellular component: mitochondrial matrix. Lineage: Eukaryota; Metazoa; Arthropoda; Insecta; Coleoptera; Silphidae. Gene Ontology annotation, biological process: tRNA 3'-end processing. The coding region runs from base 68 to 2068 and encodes 666 amino acids. Gene Ontology annotation, molecular function: protein binding; tRNA binding.
UCACAUUGUUAUUUGAGGUUAUGUAAGAUUUUCACAAAUUAAAUUCAUUACAAGUUUAAGUUCUAUAAUGUUUAAGUUAAGUAUUCGUCAGAUUUUGCGAUUAAGAAGUGCACAUAACUGUUUGAAAUAUAGUCAAUAUGCAUGUCAACAUCAAUUUGCAGUGUCCAGGCAAUUUCACACAACAAAGUUUUUAACUGAAAAAUCAGAAGUAAUAGCACCCACACUUUCAAAGCAAAUUAAUAAACAUGAUGUUUUAUCAGAAAAUGAAUUCUUAGUACAUAUGAAAAAUGAUCCAGACACAUUUGGACAACAGAUUGUAGAUGAAAUUAUUGAUGAAGAUGAUGCAAAAGAAGAGAAAUAUUUGCAAGAAGUUGGUGAUCGUUCAAAACAGUUAAGCACAAAGCAAUAUGCAGAUAUGAUUAAGUCAUUUAUAAGGAAAAGAAAAAUAAAGGAAGCUAUUGAUGUGGUGGAAGUGAAAAUGUUGAAAGAAGAUCGUGUCAAACCUGAAAACUAUUUGUACAAUCUCUUGUUGGGUGCCUGUGGUCGAGUUGGUUACACAAAAAAAGCAUUUUCUUUAUAUAAUAAUAUGAAAAAAAGAGGUUUAGUAGUUACAGAUGGUACAUAUACUGCUCUUUUUAAUGCCUGUGCAAACAGUCCUUGGCCAACUACAGAUGGUCUAACACGAGCUAAGCAUCUUCAUAACAUUAUGAUAGAAAAAAGACAUGAACCAAAUGAUAGUAAUUACAAUGCAAUGAUCAAAGCAUAUGGAAGAGGAGGUGAUUUAAUAUCUGCAUUUGCAGUUGUGGAUGAAAUGAUUUCCAAAAAAAUGCCUAUCAAAGAUGAUACAUUAAACUUUUUGUUGCAAGCUUGUAUAUCAGAUAAAGAGGCUGGUUUUAGGCAUGCGUUAUUAGUUUGGAGGAAAUUCGUGGAUAAAGGAAUAACACCAUCAAUUUUUACCUACAAUUUGCUACUAAGAUCCAUUAGAGAUUGUGGUUUAGGUGAUUUAGAAGUAACCAAAGAUGUUCUUACAAAGAUAUUACCACAAGGUGACAAAUUUCUGCAACUACCUGAAGUUCAUGAGAAUCCAAUUGAAGAUAAAUUUGGAGAACUUGAAUCUUUUGGAAAAUUGACUACAUCAGAUUUCAAUAAAAAUUAUGAAAAUGUAGGAAACAUUCAGUCAAGCAGACCUAAUUUAAUGGCCAAAGUACCUCAUUUAGGGAAUAUCAUUUCAUUGUCUGAAGUUAAGAAACCUUCAGAUCGUUUACUGCUUUUGGGUGGAGCCUCUGCAUAUAUUGAAAACAUGUUAGAAAAUAAUUGUAAACCCGACAUCAAAACUUAUACGCAAAUGCUCAAUUGUAUUCCUGGUACUAAUGUUGCAGAAAAUAAUGUUCUGUUAACCAUGAAGAAACUGGGUACAAAGCCAGAUUUGGAUUUUUAUAAUAUGUUAAUAAAGAAAAGAAGCAUGAGAGCGGAUUACGAGUCAGCCAAAGAAGUGCUAGGAUUGAUUAAGACGGCCCGCUUUGAGCCAGACAUUAUUACUUACGGUGUUCUAGCUCUGGGUUGUAAAAAUAAAGAAGAGGCUACUGAAUUCUUGGCUUAUUUUAAUCAAGCAGGAUUGAGAUUAAAUACCGAGAUUUUAGGUGCUAUGUUAAAACAAGCUUGUUUCCACUUCAAUUUUUCAUAUAUUAUAGAAAUAUUAGCAAUUUGCACUAAAGAGAAUAUAAAACCAAAUAAAAUAUUCAUGCAACAUUUAGAAGAUUUCAAGAAAAAAUGUAAAUAUGGAAAGGACGGAAAAGAACGAUCGAAAACAUUCGAUAAAAAUUAUCAAGUAUUUAAAAUGAAGUACAAUAAAUUCAAAGACGAAGUUGAACUCGAGGAAGAAGAACAUCCAUGGACUCAAUACAGACAAAAAACCGAUACGGACGUCAAAUUUUAUAAUGAUAAAACGGCAAGGUUUAAAGCGAGGCAUACGUCUUUGUACAGACAGAAGAAGACACCUGUAGACGUGGUGCAUAAAAAUAAUAGGCCAAGAUUUAACAAAUUUAAACCUAAACAAAUUGCCGAAUAAUAGU